Molecule: messenger RNA, 1686 nt
Organism: Sinocyclocheilus grahami
Lineage: Eukaryota; Metazoa; Chordata; Actinopteri; Cypriniformes; Cyprinidae
Product: cdc42 effector protein 2-like
Exons: 1
Coding region: 199-1035 (278 amino acids)
Biological process (GO): regulation of cell shape; positive regulation of actin filament polymerization; Rho protein signal transduction
Cellular component (GO): cytoskeleton; cytoplasm; plasma membrane
Molecular function (GO): small GTPase binding
Source: RefSeq, a predicted model, not a curated record
UCUGUUGUUGCGAUGAUACAUUCCAGGAGCUUCUGAAGAGUUUCAGACAUAAAGUAUGUCACUUACAGCUGCUGUAAAAUAAAGGAGACAAACCAACCGAAAGAUAUGAAAGUGCUUAUAUCAGACUGAGGACUAGUUUCCUCUCCAUUUGUGCAACAAACAUCAUCACACGUUUGACACAAAAUACUGGGAAACAGAAUGCCAGCCAAGACACCCAUGUACUUAAAGACGUCCACACCAAAGCGAGGAAAGAAGCAGAAAAUACGGGACAUUCUUUCAGGAGACAUGAUAAGCCCGCCGCUGGGUGAUGUGCGUCACAGUGCCCAUGUUGGGCCUGAAGGAGAAGGGGACAUGUUUGGCGAUGUGGGAUUCUUGCAAGGCAAACUCGACAUGCUUCCAGCCCUCAAUCAAGCGCCCAGCUCUCGUUCUCACAGCAUUGACAGAAGAAUGGAUGAGAUCUUGGAUGUGAACAGCAAGAGCCACACUUACCAUCGCAGUCAUAAUUCUCAUCACAAUUCUCUCCUCAAAACCACCAUCUCCAUGCCGGUAUUCAUUGUGCCUGUGCAACCACCUCCUAAACCCCCCCGUCUGCAUUUAGACGAGCAGCCGUCCCAGCAAGAGCAGCAGCAGAAUCAUCAUCACAGUCCAACGCAGAAGCGCUCCAUGUCUGUUUGCGAGGAAGGGAUUGGGAAGCACGGGGAUCCCUGCCGUGACCUCAGUCUCUCCGCCUCGAUCCCAGUCCUGCAGCACCUGGUGCCUUGCACAGGCUCUUUAUCAGAGGCUUCCUCGGAUGACUCCAUGUCGGAAGGCUGUGGUCCACUGGACCCAAAACGAGGCUUGAGUCUGGACUCUGAUGCAGGACUCAGUAAUGAGGACCUGCGGAGCGAACACUGUGAAUCUCCAGCUAUCUCACCCAGCAUGUCACGCUCGGAGUCACUAAUGGGUUUGGACCUGGACCUGGGACCGUCCAUUUUGGAGGAUGUUCUUAGGAUCAUGGACCGUUAUAAGAGUGUGGAAGAAAGACAUGAGAUAUAAGGGGACUCUUUCAGAAACUGUAAUAUAGGCGUCAGCUCACCUAAUCUUUAUUUUAAAGCACUGAAAGAAUUGGGAUGAAAGAGCUGGUUGUGCCACAGAUGCUGUAGUAUUAUGACACAUUUUUAUCCACAUGUAAUUAUAACAAACUGGCAAUAAUCUUUACAGCUUCAACUCUGAAAAAGACAGUCAAUCGAUCUAUUCAUUUCCAUAAGGUGAUCCGAUCAUAAAAUAAUGUGUUAAUGGAUAACAUUACAAGAGAAGUGUUUUGCUGGGUUUUGGUCAUUCUAGCUUAACUGGAGAUGUUAAAUAUUUAAGCACUAAAAAUUUGUUGAUUUUUGUAUUUGCUAUUACUUAUUAAGUAAGCUAUGCUUUGCAGGGAAAGAAUUGGGAUUUUGACUAUGUAGUAAAUUUCUUUCCGGAAAGUAUCAACUUGUACAAUGUAGGUGAAUAUUAUCAAUUAAUGACCUCAAAUGGGUCUUCCCUUCCAUAGGAGUAAACAUGUUAUGCAGAUAUGUAAAACAUGAGAUCUAAGAGAUAAUUAUUUGCCCUGCCUAUGAGUACAAAGGAAAUCACUUUGUAAAGGUUUAUCUUUGUUGGGGUAUAAUAUUACAGUAUAUUUUAUUGCAUUGUAAUAUAUGAAAUAAAAUGUUC